GAAACUGAAAUCGACCAUUGAGGGAACACUAGAGUAGCAGUGGUACGACCCUUCCCCACUUUCUUCCCCAUACCAACCACAUGUUACAAUCACUCUCAAUCAUAUUCAAAAACUAAUUAUCUCAGAUCUCUUAUCACUUCAUCUUCUUCAUUUCACGAUUUGUGUUACUAAUGUCAAAGCCUACUCAUAAUUCUUGUCAUCUUAACCUCAAGGAAACCAGUAAGAUGAAGCUCCUUUAAAUGUGUUUUCAUGUAUAUUAACACACAGUUAAAGCACUAGAAAAUCACGUCGAUAAUGGUGAUUUACGUGGGUGGUAGUUCCCAAGCUCUAGCCAACUCUUGUUUCUCUCGCUCGUCCCGUCAUUUCGUGCUCUGUUUGUUUUCUAGCAACUUUGUCACUUUCUGUUAGUCGUUUUCCUUCAUCAUCUCUAUUCUUCCUCCAAUUCCUUCUGUUCUGUCUAGUCUUCACACGUUUCUAAACGUUUUCCUGUUUCGUGCGUUGUUUCCAAGUAUUAAUUUGCUGCAGGACUUGUUAGUUUCUGCAAUCUAUCAGAUCUCCAUUGUUGUUUUACUGCCCUAGACUACAAUUUUUUCUGAUCCAAGCUUAUAUGACACGAAUUAGGUGGAACAAAUGAGCGAAUUGGGACGUUACGUUCAUAAAUAGUUUCAUAUAACAAGCGGAAACCAAUUCAUUCCAAACAACGAUAGAACAGAUAAAGCUGAAAUAUGUUGUGUGCUUGUUCGGGAGAGCAAUUUAAGGUAGAAGAGCCAAUUUCUCGGUCACCGGAAUCAUUGGCUACAAGGGAUUUCUCAGCUAGUGGAAUUUCCUCUCGAACUGGCACUGGAGAUUGGGAUUCAAAAUUCGAAGAUGCUCAAGUGGAUGAAGCUGAAUCCACCCUUAAAGAAGCCCUUUCGCUGAACUAUGAGGAAGCCAGAGCUUUGUUGGGUAGACUUGAGUACCAGAGAGGCAAUUUUGAUGCUGCACUUCAAGUUUUCUAUGGAAUCGACAUCAGAAGCUUGUCACCAAGGAUGAUUAGGGCGAUUAGUGACAGAACCCUGCAACGAAAUUCCAAGGCCAAAAGGGAAAAUGGUGUGGUAGGUGUCAUGUCCCUUCAUUCUGUGAGUCUGCUUCUUGAAGCGAUCCUACUUAAAGCAAAAUCACUGCAAGAGAUGAGCAGAUUUAAAGAAGCUGCAAAGGAAUGCAAGAUGAUUUUAGACAUAGUUGAAUCAGCAUUACCUAACGGAAUCCCCGAUUCCAUAGCUCAAGAUUGCAAAUUACAGGAAAUGUUUCACAAAGCAUUGGAAUUGCUUCCAAAGUUAUGGAUAGAAGCUGGGUUAUUAAAUGAAGCCAUAAUCGCAUACAGAAGGGCACUCGUUAACUCUUGGAAUUUAGACCCACAAAGAUUAUCAACCCUACAAAAAGACUUAGCGUCUAUAUUGCUUUACGGAGGUGUAGAAGCAACCCUUCCCCACCCCAAACCAUGGGACCCACCUUACCCUAAAUCCAACACAGAAGAAGCACUGAUUUUGCUGUUUAUACUCAUGAGAAAAGUAUCAUGUAAAGAAAUAAAAUGGGACCCUGAAAUCAUAAGCCAUUUAACUUUCGCAUUAUCAACAUGUGGCCAAUUCGAAUGUUUAGCUGUUCAUAUCGAACAGCUUCUUCCUUCUGCAUAUACAAGAAUCGAAAGAUGGUUUUUUCUUGCUCUUUGCUACAGUGCUGCUGGUAAAAUCGAAUCAGCCAUCAACAUUUUAAAGAAAAUUUCAGGGUGUUUUAAAGAAGAAUCAAAUCCAAAACCCCAUCUCCCUUCUCUUCUUUUGGGAGCAAAAUUAUGUUCUCAAGAUCCUAAAUAUUCCCAUGAAGGUAUAACGUUUGCUAGAAAAGUGAUCAAAUUGGGUGAUGAAAUUGAAAACAGGCAUUUUGAAAGCAUCGCUCACAAGUUUCUUGGAGUGUGUUAUGGAAACGCUGCUAGGGUUUCGUUUUCGGAUUCAGAAAGAGUGGUUUACAAUGAAGAAUCAAUCAGCUCCCUGAAUAAAGCUGCUGCUUUGAUUGGAUUUGACAAUGAUCCAGAAGUUUUAUUUAAUUUGGGAUUAGAAAAUGCGAUACAGAGAAACUUGGAAUCUGCAUUUGAGAAGAUUAUGAUGUAUUCUGACAUGAUUUGUGGGAGUUCAGCAAAGGGUUUCAAGUUAUUGGCUUUGAUAGUAUCUGGUGAACAAAGAUUUGAAGAUUCUGAGACGAUUGUUGACAUUGGUUUGGAUGAAACUGGAAGAGUUGACCAAUUGGAAUUGCUUAGACUGAAAGCUGUUCUUCAGAUUGCUCAAGAACAGCCUAAACAAGCCAUAGAAACUUACAAGGUUUUGUUAUCAUUGAUUCAGACACAUGGUGAACUUCAAAAAGUCAACUUGGAUUUUGAGGAAAGUGAGAGGAAAUUGGAAAUGGAAGCUUGGUUGGAUUUAGCAAAUAUUUACACAAAGCUGGAGUCUUUUUCUGAUGCUGAAAUUUGUGUUGGGAAAGCAAAGUUAAAGGAAUUCUACUACCCUCGAACUUGGCAUUCUACAGGUUUGUUGUUUGAAGCGCAAUCUUUACACAAAGAAGCACUUGUUGCGUACUCGAUUUCACUAUCAAUAGAACCGGAUUAUGUCCCAAGUUUAAUUUCAACAGCAGAAACCCUAAUAAAAAUGGGUGGGAGUGGGAGUGGGACCCACACAGUCCCAAUUGCAAGAAGCUUGUUGAUGAACACAUUGAGGUUAGAACCCACAAACCAUGAAGCCUGGUUUAACCUUGGUUUGAUCUGCAAGAAGGAAGGUUUGAUGCAUCAAGCUGCUGACUUCUUCCAGGCUGCACAUGAGCUCAACUUAUCAGCUCCGGCAUUCUGCUUGGUUACUGACUUGUGGUUCGGGGAGUAUUUCCACCCCAGUUCUGAUUUUGGAGAGUUCAGACAACGUGUGUUCUCAUCUGUGUUGCUUUCACGUUCGAUGAUAGUGGCUGACCUUAUCCACGUGUUCAAUAACUUACUUCAUCAAUUAAGUGAUGCAAACAUUAUUGAGGAGCAUUUGAACCCCAAUGCACCAAGAAUCGAUAGUAGACACACAUAUACUCUACAAGGAUUUGAAUAUGCACUUAAGAUUUGGAUCAUAGAGACGUUUCCCAAUAGUAGUAUAAUUGGUUCCCCUAUACCAGGUAUUAUACCUUAUGUAGUUGCAUACCCCAGGAUGAGGCGUCUGCACACUGCUGAGUGCGAAUGUAUUCUUCAUGUUACUGAGGAGCGUGAUGCUUUGUGGUGGAUUGAAAGCGUCCUAUGGAUAGAUGUUGUAGAUUACCCCGAUGUUUAA
Messenger RNA from Lactuca saligna, 3329 nucleotides. The record is from the annotation of a GenBank genome assembly. NCBI's taxonomy places the organism in Eukaryota, Viridiplantae, Streptophyta, Magnoliopsida, Asterales, Asteraceae.